Molecule: messenger RNA, 2117 nt
Organism: Notechis scutatus (mainland tiger snake)
Lineage: Eukaryota; Metazoa; Chordata; Lepidosauria; Squamata; Elapidae
Source: RefSeq, a predicted model, not a curated record
CAGAUCUGGAACCUCGGAUCCCUCGGCAGCCUUUGCAAGCCAGGAUUUCCUCUGGGUGGGAAGGAAGGAAGGAAGGAAGGAAGCGGAAGGACCAGCAGGGAUCCGUCCUGCAGCCCCAGAAAUGGUCCCAUGAAGGAAGAGUUUCCAGAGACGCCACAGAGUCCCUGGAGCCCUUUCAAGCUGCUCUGCCGGAGAGAGGAAGGAUGGAGACACCCUCUUUGGCCAAGGAGGGGAGUGGAAAAGGCCUCACAACUCUUCAGCCUGGGAGCUGUGGGGAGAGCUGGACCAGAACCGGGCAGAAGGUCCUGCAGGAGAGGACCCUCCUCCCUUCAGAAGUUCCACACUGGACCUCCAUCCAAUACCAGGAGGCUGAGGGUCCCCGAGAACUUUGCAGCCGACUCCAUGACUUGUGCAGGCGAUGGCUGAGACCAGGAAAGCACAGCAAAGCCCAGAUGCUGGACCUGGUGGUUCUGGAGCGGCUUCUGACUCUCCUGCCCCCAGAGAUGGAGGGCUGGGUGCGGGAGUGUGGAGCAGAGAGCAGCUCCCAGGCGGUGGCCCUGGCGGAAGGCUUCCUCCUGAGCCAGGCGGAGGAGCAGAAGAAGCAUCUCCAGUGGCAGUUCUGCAGUGUGGAGAUCAGAGACCCUGAGGGAAAGAAGAACCCAUCAAAUCCCCCUCAGGAGCUAUUUUUCGGGAGGAUUCCUUGGGAAGAUCCAAGUCAGGACACCUCAGGAGAGAAACAACAAAUGAAGCUUUCUGGUUUUUAUGACGGAGAUCAAACAGUGGUUGAACCUCCAAAUCAAGAGGGUCUGGUGUCCUUCGAGGAGGUGGCUGUGUAUUUCUCUGAGGAGGAAUGGUCUCAGCUGGAUCCUGACCAGAAAGCGCUGCAUUUGGAAGUCAUGCUUGAAAACCAUAGGAGCGUGGUCUCUCUGGGUAAUAAUGGGCAGGGGAAUCAAGAUUCCUGUGAACUGUUCCAAGUGAUCAGUGCUAAAGAUGGAACAGAGAAGUUUGGAAUUCAAGUGGAAUUAGAAAGUCAUGAGACAAACCAGUCAAAGAAUUGGACUCAGGAAAGCUUAUCUGCCAGUGAUGCUCCAAUGCAAGACUUUCUUGCCCAAGAAGAGAAAAUAAGGAAAAAAUAUACUGGGAAAAGUGUGAAGCUAAUCAAAGCUAAAGUACAAGUAAAUGAACACUAUUUAACCCAGAACAAAGGAGAAGGUUCUAUAAGAAGACACAACGGACAAAAUUACAAUGGGACAUUCAUUCUUUCUCUUGGGAAUAAUUUCCUUACAUCUCAAAAAGCGAUUGACACAAAAGAGAAGCCUUAUAAAUGUUUGGAAUGUGGAAAAUGUUUUAGAACAAGCAGGCAAUUUACUAUCCAUAAAAGGAUUCACACAGGGGAGAAGCCGUAUAAAUGCAUGGAGUGUGGAAAGACGUUUACUGUGAGCAGUGGACUUAGAAGCCACAAAAAGAUCCAUACAGGAGAGAAUCCAUUUAAAUGCAUGGAGUGUGGAAAGACCUUUGCUCAUAGCAGUACACUUACUAUCCAUAAAAGGAUCCACUCGGGAGAGAAGCCUUUUAAAUGCAUAGAGUGUGGAAAGAACUUUGCUAAGGACAGUGAUCUUAAAAGGCACAAAAAGAUCCACACAGGAGAGAAACCAUUUAAAUGCAUGGAGUGUGGAAAGACCUUUACUCGGAGCAGUAGCCUUAAAAUGCACAAAAACCUCCAUACAGGAGAGAAUCCAUUUAAAUGCAUGGAGUGUGGAAAGACGUUUGCUCAAAGAGGUAAUCUUAUUUCCCAUAAGAGGAUCCACACAGGGGAGAAGCCGUAUAAAUGCAUGGAGUGUGAAAAGACCUUUGCUCAUAGCAGUACACUUACUAUCCAUAAAAGGAUCCACUCAGGGGAGAAGCCUUUUAAAUGCAUGGAGUGUGGAAAGAACUUCCCUCAAAGAGGUCAUCUUAUUUCCCAUAAGAGGAUCCACACAGGGGAAAAGCCGUAUAGAUGCAUAGAGUGUGGAAAGACAUUUACUCAUGGCACUCCCCGUGGCCCUCUCGUCCUCUGCAUGGCGGGGGCGAUGGCUGAAGCCUCAGGACGGGAGCGAAGCCUCCGUGGCGGGACCUGA